CGCGGUCCAAAUCACCAAUAAAAUGCCCAUCUUCUUCAUUAGGGUUUCGCAGCCAUUUCUUGGUUUAUCGCGCUUUCAUCAGUGCUUCAAGCUUUCUUUAUAUAUGUCUAGGCGGCUUAAUUAGGAUGUCUUCACAUUCAAUUUGGACUUAAUUCUAUACGCUGUAAUCAAAAUUUGCGCCCUUAAUUGGGGGUUUUUUGUUUUGUCAUGUGAUAAUGCCCGCGACGGAUUAUCAGGGUUCCUCUGCGUCGUUUGGUCGUUCUAUUUUGAGUCUCCGCCGUGACCAGGUUCAUUCCAUGGAAGCCACGCAUGAGGCAUCUGGUCAUGAGUUGGAGCUUGAAGCUUUUCAAAGGAAUGUAACGGAGCGGUUCGUGGAUCUGUUUUCUGUCGGUUCGGAUGAUUUACUUUCGCUAUCUUGGAUCAGGAAGCUGCUCGAUUGUUUCCUGGGUUGUCAGGAGGAGUUUAGAGUUAUUUUGUUGAACAACAGAUCCCACGUUUGUAAGCCACCUGUGGAUCGGUUGAUCCAUGACUUCUUUGAGCGGUGCGUGAAGGCUUUGGAUCUUUGUAAUGCUAUUCGAGAUGGAAUUGAACAGAUCAGAGAGUGGAAGAAGCUAAUUGAGAUUGUUCUCUGCGCUUUGGGCAAUCAGAAAAUGCUUGGGGAAGGACAGUUCCGUCGUGCUAAGAAGGCGUUGGUUGAUUUGGCUAUUUCAAUGCUCGACGAGAGGGAAUCUACAGCUGCUAUGGCUCAGCGAAACCGCUCCUUUGGCCGCCAAAAUGCGGCGUCUUCUAGAGACCAGCAUCAUCGGAAUUUUGGCCAUUUUAGAUCCUUGUCGUGGAGUGUGUCACGGUCUUGGUCCGCUGCAAGACAGCUCCAGGCGAUUGGGAAUAAUUUGGCAGCACCCAAAGCCAAUGAAAUUGUCGCUACUAAUGGAAUUGCGGUGACUGUUUAUACCAUGAACUCAAUUUUAUUGUUUGUAAUGUGGGCUUUGGUGGCAGCAAUACCUUGCCAGGACAGAGGGUUGCAAGUGCAUUUUUCGAUUCCUAGGCAUUUUCAAUGGGCUGCAGCAAUGUUGUCAUUGCACGAGAGGGUGCUGGAGGAGUCAAGAAAGCGGGAUAGGAAGAAUGCUUGUGGGCUGUUAAGGGAGAUUUAUCUGGUAGAUAAGUGUACUAAAAGUUUGGCUGAAUUGGCUGAUUCUAUUCAAUACCCUUUGACAGAGGAAAGAGAGGCAGAGGUGAGGCUCAGAGUGCAAGAGUUGGGAAGGGUUUGUGAGGUAAUAAAUGAAGGGUUGGAUCCAUUGGAGAGACAGAUUAGAGAAGUAUUUCACAGGAUUGUUCAUAGCCGGACUGAAGGGCUUGAGGCUCUGGGUAGAGUGAACCACAACGAUUGAUGUCAUGAUUGUGGGUGCUAAACAAGAGACGUAAAGAGGAUGAUUUGAGGCACGGGCUUAAAAAUAAAAGGGUAUGGAAGCAAAAAAAAAGGAAAAGAAAGAAGAGUAUUUAUUAACAAAUAUAUCGUGUAAAGCAAAUGUAGGAUAUGGAAAUUCAGACUCUUGUUCUCCAUGGUGCUGAUCUCCAGCUUUUCAUUGCCAUUGUAUAAUCAAAAUUUCCCAGUAAAUUACAUCUUGCAACUGUAGCUGACUUCGUGUUCUUGAUUUUGACUCCUUCCCUUUUUGUUUGUUAAGGGUAUACAUACUAUUGUACAUUGCGAGAGAUGUUGCUAUUGCUUUUUUUUAUUGUUAUUAUUAUUAUUUA
Manihot esculenta (cassava) is the source of this 1752-nucleotide messenger RNA. Its product is annotated as protein ROH1. The transcript has a single exon. Lineage: Eukaryota; Viridiplantae; Streptophyta; Magnoliopsida; Malpighiales; Euphorbiaceae. The record is from RefSeq and is a predicted model, not a curated record. Bases 216 to 1388 code for a protein of 390 amino acids.